This is a messenger RNA of Closterium sp. Naga37s-1, 1719 nucleotides long. Lineage: Eukaryota; Viridiplantae; Streptophyta; Zygnematophyceae; Desmidiales; Closteriaceae. The record is from the annotation of a GenBank genome assembly.
AUGCAGCCACUCAACGGCUUGUCCCUUCAAGGCAUGCAGCACAGGGGAGGGGGCCAUCAGCAGCGUGACAGGGAAGGUGUUGCAGGCUGGCAGGGGAACUGUGUGGAGAUGGAAGGGGAGGGGCGGAUGGGGGGCGGGCAAGGUGGGUUUGACAGGAACAGAGGAGGAGCAGAGGGAGAGAUUGUGCGGCAUAGGAGAGCAGCAGUGAGGCAGCAGCAGGUGCAGUCAGCACAGGCAGGGGGGCAGCAGGUGAGGUCAGUACAGGUUGAGGGGCGGCAGCAGGUGUGGUCAAGAGAUUCGCCCCUGCAGCCCCUGAAUCCAACCAGACAGGGUGAAAACUCGCAAAGACAGCGCGUGUGCCCAUCGCCCCCUCCUGUGCAAGCCUUGGAGCACACGGGUGCAUCUCCCCAGCUGAAUGCGUUACUGCAUGUGGGUACACGUACACCCCCCCAGAAUGCAUCAUUGCAGGCGGGUGCAUCUUCCCAGCCAUGCUCGCAGCCACCUGUGUUCACAUCUGGGCGGCGGAGACGGGCAGACGACCCGCUUCUGGGCGGCACAAGCAAGCGGGCCAUGUGUGCCUCUGCUCCGCUGCUGCCUGCUGCAACGCAUGUUACUGCUGCUAGCAGGCCUGCUGAUGCUGGUUUCAGGCAUAUCAACGCUGCUGCCAUGCCUGCUGCCACUGCUGCUCUGCAUCCUUUGGCUGCUGACACCAAUGAUAGCAGAGGGAUCGCAGGAGGUACGGCAGGAUGUGUGGCAGGAGGUACGGCAGGGGGUAUGGCAGCAGGUGUGGGUGCUUCUAAUGCAGCAGUGAACAGUGAUUCUGCUGCCGCUCGUCAAGCGGGAGUGGCUGCAGAGGAGAGGGACCAUUCAAGCAGUGCGGGAGACGGGGCAGAUGAGUCGAAUGUAGCCGUGAGAGCAGGUGUCUGCCGAGGGGUGCAUGAGGGUCCUGGGCUGGCAUCCCCCAAUCUAAGCCCCCCCAAUGUGAGCCCUCUCAACCUGAGCCACAACCACCACGUGAAUGGGACCGGAGGGAGACGUGGGCAAGAGGGGAGGAGAAGUGGAAACAGGAGUAUGCCGAACGGAGUGAGUGUUGCUGGCGACAGCUUAGGAGCAGGAGGAAGGGCGGGCAGGGUGGUGGGCGAGGGGAUGCCUAGGCAGCAGGGUGGAGGAGUGGGCAUUAGGGAGGAGGAGAGAGGAGAAGAGGCAGCAGGAGCAAGUGGGGUUGUGGCCAGAGUAUUGAACCCAGUGCCUGGGCGCACCACAGCAGCCAUGGGAUGGCGAGGAGGGGCGUCAGGCACACUUGCACAGGCUGUGGGUCCGCCCACGUGCGUGUGCACGCUGUAUGAGGAUGCGUCAGCCUACCUGCUGCUGGUGUCGCUGCCCCACUGCAACCUCUCCUGCCUCCGAGUCACGUGGCGCAACGCCGGUGCUGCUGGGAUCGUCAAGAUCUCCUGUGCUGCCAUCUUCCCCCCGCCAUCCGUAUCUCGCUCCGGCCGCACAUUCCGCCAAGUGUCGCGCUCUCAGUGGCCGGGGGAGCAUUGCCCUGUUGGCCCGUUCGAAAGGGAGGUGCAGCUGCCCCAGCGCAUACCAGAAAAUGCUGACGUGGCAGCCAGUGUGUCUGCAGACGGGUCUGGUAUCGAGCUGCUGGUGCCGAAGCUCAUGGCAGUCACCGAGGAGCGUGAGGUUCGGGUGCUUCUUCCGGGCCUGCAACGAACCUGA